Messenger RNA from Ictalurus punctatus (channel catfish), 1705 nucleotides. It is a transcript of the gene nsg2, whose product is annotated as neuronal vesicle trafficking associated 2. Gene Ontology annotation, cellular component: endosome; membrane. Lineage: Eukaryota; Metazoa; Chordata; Actinopteri; Siluriformes; Ictaluridae. Gene Ontology annotation, molecular function: clathrin light chain binding. The record is from RefSeq and is a predicted model, not a curated record. The transcript has 5 exons. Gene Ontology annotation, biological process: clathrin coat assembly; G protein-coupled dopamine receptor signaling pathway; endosomal transport. The coding region runs from base 283 to 837 and encodes 184 amino acids.
GUCAUUACAUCCGAUUAAACAGGCACUUGGACAAACCCAGCAUGCCAGCGCUCCUCUGGAUCCCUCUAGCGGCGUCGCCUCGGUUAUACCCGAGCUGCUGAAGAGACGCUGUGCGGCUGGAGAGGUUCCCCGGAGCGCAGUCUUUCACCUCCUCCUCCUCCUCCUCCUCCAUACUGCCUCCUUCUUCUGCACAUCUGUCCGCGCUGGUCUCCGCCCGCCUGCGUCCAACAAAAACACGACUGAUUUGUUUGCUGGUGAAAAAAGGAGGAAAUAACGAGAAAGAUGGUUAAACUUGGGAGUAAUCUACAAGACAAAGGGAUUAAAGCGGUGUCCGUUGAAGAUGGAUUUCAAACCGUUCCUCUUAUCACACCCUUGGAUGUUAGUAAUCUUCAGUACCAAGCGCCAGACAAGGUGGUGGUAAAGACACGAACUGAAUACCAAACAGAGCAGAAGAACAAGGCCAAGAUGAAGGUGCCUAAGGUGGAGGAAUACACCAUAAGCUUCACUGAUGGGGUGUCAGAGAGACUGAAGGUCACCAUCCUAAUUGUCCUGGCUUUGGCUUUUCUUGCCUGCAUAGUGUUCUUAGUGGUGUACAAGGCAUUCACGUAUGACCACACCUGCCCAGAUGGCUUUGUCUACAAGCACCAGCGAUGCAUCCCAGCCUCCCUGGAGGCUUACUACACCGCACAGGAUGCACACUCUCGCGGCCGCUUCUACACGGUGAUCAGCCACUACAGCAGCAUGGCUAAGCAGACCAUGUCACGCUCCGUCUCACCAUGGCUUCCAAAUGGCAAUGUCCAGCAUGAUGAUAAACCACCCAAUACUGUCAGCCAAUGAGGCUGCUGAUGCUGAUUCACCGGUGGCCAUGUCGGCUCCGCCCACCCACCCACCCACCCCCAUCUGACUUACCUAACACUUUUCUCCAUUUCUACUCUGCUAUUUCAUUUUUCUUUUUUACUCAUGUAGUUCAUUUGUACGAGUUAUUUAUUUACUACUACCUUUAUUGUGCAAUUUCUGUUUUUAUUGUAUGGAACACCAGAUAAUUGUUUGUACAAAGGCAUGCGUCUGUGACACAUGUCAAAUGCGAAGGACCCGUAAGAAACCAUAUAGCUUCAUGACUGUCUGAUUCUUUGUAAAAGGCAUGUUGCAAAUACUGUAUGGGAUUUAUUUAUUUAUUUAUUUAUUUGUGCUUUUGUUUCCAAGCAUACUGUUUCUGUGGUUUUAUGUCCAGACUGGGAUACACAUAUAAAUAACAACAAUAACGAACAAAAAAAAAAAAAAAAAAUUCAUAUACCGAUGACAAAAUACAUGGUAAAUGUAUGUUAUGGUUCCUCCUUUGAGCCUAAGUGUAAAUAGCCCUUGAGAAGUAAGAUCCAGUGUCUGUGUUGCCAUAGGAGACAUUGUAAGAUUAUUACUGUUUCGGAUUAGAAGCCUUUUGGAGUUUUGUGUUUCACUUUAGCCAGCAGUUUAUGAUCAAUCUGAGGAGGAUGAACCAGGGACAAAAUACCAAGUGCUCUGGGAUAUAGAAACCCUGACUGCUAGGUUUAGUAAUAGAUCUGUGUCAUUAUCGCUUUUCUUAUUAUUUGCUGUCAGUAAAAAAAAUUAAAAAAAAAUCCUAAUCUUGUGCUAAAUCCUAGUUAAUUCGUAGCAAAGCCUUGAAUAUUUGAUUCUGUAUCCUUCAGGUUUAAAACAAUAAAAAUAUUAU